AUGCUGGUGAUCCUGCUCAACUGCGUGACACUGGGCAUGUUCCACCCCUGCGAGGACAUCGCCUGCGACUCGCCACGCUGCAGGAUCCUCCAGAGCUUUGACGAUUUCAUCUUUGCCUUCUUUGCUGUGGAAAUGAUCGUCAAGAUGAUUGCGCUGGGCAUUUUUGGGAAGAAAUGCUACUUGGGAGACACAUGGAACCGCCUGGACUUCUUCAUUGUCAUCGCAGGGAUGCUGGAGUAUUCCCUGGACCUGCAGAACGUCAGCUUCUCAGCGGUCCGCACUGUCCGUGUCCUGCGGCCGCUCAGGGCCAUUAACAGGGUCCCCAGUAUGCGCAUCCUGGUAACACUUCUUUUGGACACGCUGCCCAUGCUGGGGAACGUCCUUCUCCUCUGCUUCUUUGUCUUCUUCAUCUUUGGCAUCGUGGGAGUCCAGCUGUGGGCAGGUUUGCUCAGGAACCGCUGCUUCCUACCCGAGAACUUCAGCAUCCCCUACACAGUGGAUUUGGAGCGAUACUACCAGACAGAGAAUGAAGAUGAGAACCCUUUCAUCUGCUCCCAGCCCCGGGAGAAUGGGAUGCGCUAUUGCCGGAGUAUCCCAACACGGAGGGAAGAAGGUCUCGAGUGCACCCUGGAUUAUUAUUCCUACAAUGACACCACCAACACAUCCUGUGUCAAUUGGAACCAGUAUUACACCAACUGCUCUGCCGGGGAGCACAACCCCUUCAAGGGAGCCAUCAACUUUGAUAACAUUGGCUACGCCUGGAUCGCGAUAUUUCAGGUCAUCACGCUGGAAGGCUGGGUGGACAUUAUGUACUUUGUCAUGGAUGCACAUUCCUUCUACAACUUCAUCUACUUCAUCCUCCUGAUCAUUGUGGGCUCUUUCUUCAUGAUCAACCUCUGCCUGGUGGUGAUAGCAACGCAGUUCUCCGAGACAAAGCAGCGGGAGAGCCAGCUGAUGAAGGAGCAGCGGGUACGCUACCUGUCCAACGCCAGCACCCUCGCCAGCUUUUCAGAGCCGGGCAGCUGCUAUGAUGAACUCCUCAAGUACCUGGUUUACAUUGCCCGUAAAGGCAGCAAGCAGCUCGUGGAGGUCUACCGGGUGGUGGGCGUGAGGAUGGGCUUCCUCGCCAGCCCUGCGAGCAAGGCCGGGGCCGACCGGCACUCCAGGAAGCGCCGGAGCAGGAAGAGGUCCUCAGUGCACCACCUCAUCCACCACCAUCACCACCACCACCACCACUAUCACCUGGGCAAUGGGAACCUGAGGGCACCCCGUGCCAGCCCGGAGAUCAGCGACGUGGAGACCAGCUCUCUCCACAACGGGACCAAUCGGCUGAUGCUCCCCACCUCGGCACCGAACCCCCACGGGGCCCCCAGCGCCGCUCCCAGCAACACCGAGUCUGUCCACAGCAUCUAUCAUGCUGACUGCCACUUCGAGCCGGUGCGCUGCCGGUCAUCCCUCCCGCAGCCGAGCCUCGGCUUGCCAAGCCCAGAGGGGAUCCCCAAGAACAUCGUGGGCAGCAAGGUGUACCCCACGGUGCACCCCAGUACCUCCCAUGAGAUGCUGAAAGAGAAGAACCUGGGGGAGGCGGCGGUCGGUGCCGGGAGCAGCACCUUGACAAGCCUCAACAUCCCACCUGGGCCGUACAGCACCAUGCACAAGCUGCUGGAGACUCAGAGCACGGGGUUCUUUUCAGUCCAUGUUACGGAGAAAGGAGAUGGCUUUCCAGGUCCCUGCCAAAGCUCCUGCAAGAUCUCCAGCCCCUGCACCAAGCUGGACGGCGGCUCCUGCAGCCCCGAGAGCUGCCCGUACUGCCUCAAGGCGCUGGCGAGCGAGGCCGAGCUGACGGACAACGAGACGGCUGACUCGGACAGCGAGGGGGUCUACGAGUUCACACAGGACGCCCACUACAGCGACCAACGGGACCCGCAACGGGGCAGAGCCCGGGCCAGGAGAGCAAGCCGGGUGCUGGCCUUCUGGCACAUGGUGUGCGAGACCUUCCGGAAGAUCGUGGACAGCAAAUAUUUUGGCCGUGGGAUCAUGGUGGCCAUCCUCAUCAACACGCUCAGCAUGGGGAUUGAGUACCACGAGCAGCCAGAGGAGCUUACCAACGCCCUGGAGAUCAGCAACAUAGUCUUCACAAGCCUCUUUGCCCUGGAGAUGCUGUUAAAAGUCCUUGUAUAUGGUCCUUUUGGCUACAUUAAGAAUCCAUACAACAUCUUCGAUGGGAUCAUCGUGGUGAUUAGCGUGUGGGAGAUAGUGGGCCAGCAAGGAGGGGGGCUCUCGGUCCUGCGGACCUUUCGGCUCAUGCGAGUUUUGAAGCUGGUCCGCUUCAUGCCAGCCCUCCAGCGCCAGCUCGUAGUCCUCAUGAAGACCAUGGACAACGUGGCCACGUUCUGCAUGUUGCUGAUGCUCUUCAUCUUCAUCUUUAGCAUCCUGGGGAUGCACCUCUUUGGCUGUAAGUUUGCUUCAGAGCGAGAUGGUGACACGCUGCCCGACAGGAAGAACUUCGACUCCUUGCUCUGGGCCAUCGUCACUGUUUUCCAGAUUUUGACCCAGGAAGAUUGGAACAAGGUCCUUUACAACGGCAUGGCGUCGACCUCCUCCUGGGCUGCUCUCUACUUCAUCGCUCUCAUGACGUUUGGGAAUUAUGUUCUCUUUAACCUGCUGGUGGCCAUCCUGGUAGAGGGUUUUCAGACAGAGAAAGGCAAACUGGGAGUGCAAGAACAGGGUGAUGCUUCCAAGUCUGAUUCCGAGGGGGAUCUCUUUCCCCGCAGCCUGGAAGAGGAGGGAGGACUUAAGAAGAACUUCUCAAAUCCAGCCUUGAUGGCCCUGAGCGACCACCCGGAGCUGAAGAAGAGCCUGACCCCGCCGCUCAUCAUACACACUGCUGCCACGCCGAUGCCCAUGCCCAAAAGCGCCAUGUUCGGAGACGCAGCGCAGGGCUAUGAGUCCCGCCGGGCUAGUGGCGUCUCUGUGGACCCCGCCGCCUACGAGCUCAAGUCCCCGGUACUCGCAUCACCUCCUCCUGUGGAUGCUCAGCAUGUGUCCGUUGGGCUUGCGGGGCUGUCUGUCCAUCCAUCCGCCCCAGCUGGCGGAACGGGCACGGGCCGAGCCCCCAGCCUCAAGCGUCGGGGGCAGAGCGGCGAGCGCAGAUCCCUCCUCUCCGGGGAGGGGAAGGAGAGCUCGGAGGAGGGGGAGAGCUCAGAUGAGGAGCACUCCAGCCGGGCCGGCAGCUUCAAUGGCUCUUUGCCUCAUCGCAUGGAGUCACUGGAAACAAAAGGCUCCUUCGACCUCCAGGAUACCCUGCAGGUGCCUUCCCUGUACCGGACCAGUAGCAUGCACAGCAGCCGAACCUCCACCUCUGACCACCAGGACUGCAACGGGAAGACCUCUCCGGGUCUGCUGCUGCACCAGCUUCACCUGGAUGACCCCCGACAGGACUGUGAUGACUGCGAUGAUGAAGGCAACAUGAGCAAAAGGGACCGCAUGAAGGCGUGGGUACGAGCACGUCUCCCCACCUGCUGCAAAGAGAGAGACUCCUGGUCCAUCUACAUCUUCGCCCCUCACUCCAGAUUCCGUCUGAUGUGCAAUAAAAUCAUCACACACAAGAUGUUUGAUCAUAUCGUCUUGGUGAUCAUUUUCCUGAACUGCAUUACCAUUGCCAUGGAACGACCCAAAAUCGAGCCUCACAGCGCU
Molecule: messenger RNA, 3696 nt
Organism: Leptosomus discolor (cuckoo roller)
Lineage: Eukaryota; Metazoa; Chordata; Aves; Leptosomiformes; Leptosomidae
Source: RefSeq, a predicted model, not a curated record